Messenger RNA from Malania oleifera, 1927 nucleotides. Its product is annotated as cysteine-rich receptor-like protein kinase 10. The transcript is spliced from 5 exons. NCBI's taxonomy places the organism in Eukaryota, Viridiplantae, Streptophyta, Magnoliopsida, Santalales, Ximeniaceae. The record is from RefSeq and is a predicted model, not a curated record. The coding region runs from base 543 to 1715 and encodes 390 amino acids. Gene Ontology annotation, biological process: protein phosphorylation. Gene Ontology annotation, molecular function: protein kinase activity; ATP binding.
CCAAAUGAUAAUUUUAAGAAAAAUCCAACUAAUAAAUAAAAUUACAUCUAUUAACUCGGCGGGUAGAAUCAUUAAUCACUUCAGUCAACUUAAUCACCGGUAGAACCAACCACUGGGCAGCCUCUUAAGACUUCAAAGCAUACCCCUUCAAUUUCAAUUCUCCUUCAAUAUAUGGACCAACUACAACUAGUCAAUUCUAAUUUGCCUUCCCUACCGAUUGAAAUUUGGAGAUAAAUUUAAAACGUGAAAAGAGCAAAAAAAAAAAAAAAACAAAAACAAAAGAAGACCCCUUAUUAUUAUUAUUAUUAUUAUAGGUCGCUGCCCCACAAACGCCCAGCGGGAAAAUUCUUAUUGGCAACCGCAGCCUCACGGUCCACAGCGAAGUCUCAUCAGACAAAGCAGGCGUACCUAACUCCAUAGCCUACUUGAAAUUGCACGCCCCUGCCACUUCCUCUGCCGAAGACAAGGUGCGCCUCACAACUGCGACUGCUUGCUUCAAGCUGGAUCCGGAUCCUCGAGGAACCUGAGAUUUCGAUGCCUCGAUGGGCUUUCUCUCCGGGCUGUGCGCGUGCUUGGAGAGGCGAGUGAAAGGCCGCAGAGGCUCCGAUGGCGGCGCCGGAGGGGAGGCCGACGAAGGGGAAUCCCCGAGCCUGUUCUUCGACCUUCGGACUCUGCAAAUUGCUACCAACUUUUUCUCGGACUUGAACCUGCUCGGGCAUGGAGGGUUUGGGCCGGUUUACAAGGGGUUAAUGCCGGAUGGUCAAGAAAUAGCUGUGAAGAAGCUGUCUCUGACAUCAAGACAGGGAAUGAGAGAAUUCAUUAAUGAAGUGAAACUGUUACUGAAAAUUCAGCACAAGAACCUGGUUAUGUUGUUGGGGUGUUGUGCAGGACCUGAGAAGAUGCUUGUCUAUGAGUUUCUGCCAAACAAGAGCCUUGACUAUUUUCUCUUUGACAAAACAAAGUCGGCAUCUUUGGAUUGGCAGAGAAGGUAUCAGAUAGUUACAGGUGUGGCAAGAGGUCUUCUAUACUUGCAUGAAGAGGCUCCUGAAAGGAUUAUUCAUAGAGACAUCAAAGCCAGUAAUAUACUGUUGGAUGAGGAGUUGAAUCCGAAGAUAUCAGAUUUUGGCUUGGCAAGGCUUUUUCCUGGGGAAGGCACCCAUACACUGACAUUUAGGAUUUCUGGUACUCAUGGUUACAUGGCUCCUGAAUACGCUAUGCAUGGAUACUUGUCAGUGAAGUCUGACGUUUUUAGCUUUGGUGUUCUGGUGUUGGAGAUUGUGUGUGGGAGAAAGAAUCAUGAUGGGCGGCUUGGUACAGAAAAGGCAGACCUCUUGAGUUACACCUGGGCACUCUUUCAAAGAGGCAAGGCAUUGGAGUUGGUUGAUCUUAGCCUUUCCAAGUGCAACCCUGAUGAGGCAGCGAUGUGCAUACAACUAGGGUUGCUAUGUUGUCAAGCAAGCAUUCAAGACAGGCCUGACAUGAAUUCUGUUCAUCUCAUGCUCUCAAGUGACUCCUUUACUUUGCCUAAACCUGGAAGACCAGGCAUUCAGGGUCGCCAAGGGCGGUGGACUUCUACAAGUACUUCCGCUCUCACUGGCACUAAUCGUACGAGCAGUACAUACACUGGUGCUACCAAGAUUUCUUCCGGUAGCAGUUUUGUUGAGGAUUAUUCUAGGAAUUCAAUUUCUCUUUCUUCCGUUGAUGAAGGUAGAUGACCAUUUAUAGUUAUGCCGUGUACAUUAGCCGCCCCAUUUAUCUUGUGCAAAUUAAGCUGUUUCCGCACCUAUUUAUAAUUAAUGUUUGUUAUUAAUAGCAUAACACUAGUGUUUAACUAAUUUACCUAACUUCAGGAACAAGUUUGUACUGGAUUUUAAUUGUUAAACGCAUAAGAAAAACAUGUAAUAAAUUGUCUUUUCGUCAGUGUGCA